This is a messenger RNA of Macrosteles quadrilineatus (aster leafhopper), 7121 nucleotides long. RefSeq names its product RNA-binding protein Pasilla (gene pasilla). Gene Ontology annotation, molecular function: mRNA binding. Gene Ontology annotation, cellular component: cytoplasm; nucleus. The transcript has 8 exons. The record is from RefSeq and is a predicted model, not a curated record. Bases 203 to 1801 code for a protein of 532 amino acids. Lineage: Eukaryota; Metazoa; Arthropoda; Insecta; Hemiptera; Cicadellidae. Gene Ontology annotation, biological process: regulation of alternative mRNA splicing, via spliceosome; mRNA splicing, via spliceosome.
UAUUUGGUUGUUUUUUUUUUUCAUUGUUUCUACCAAAUGGAGUGUUUAAGGGUUGGUUAAAACAAGAACAAACAAUUUAGUGGAUGGUUUUUUCUUUUAAUUAUAACUUUAAGUGCUUGCACAAUUUCAAAUGCAAGUGUUGGGGCUGAUUGUUCUGUGAAGAGUUUAUAGUACACUGUACAAGAGCAAGAAAAUUGUGCUAAUGUGGUGUAUAGAUAUAAAUCGGUUCGACAAUACGUUUAGUCAGUUUAGUGUGCAGUCCAAGAUGGCGGCGGAUUCGGGAAUGGAUACGUGUCCGUCCCCAGAAAAUCCAGAUUCCCGGAAAAGACCCUUGGAUGGAGAUGUGGAAAAUGGAUCUACAAAAAGAUCACACUAUGGGAAUGGAGGAGAUGGAAUCUACCACUUUAAAAUCCUUGUACCUAGCAUUGCUUCUGGUGCAAUUAUUGGCAAAGGAGGCGAAACCAUUGCUCAACUGCAAAAGGACACGAAUGCACGAGUUAAAAUGUCAAAGGCUAACGAUUUUUAUCCAGGUACUUCAGAGAGGGUCUGUCUUAUAUCUGGUAGUGUAGAUGCAAUUAUGUCUGUUUUAACCUUUAUCAUGGAGAAAAUAAAAGAAAAGCCUGAACAUGUAGUAAAGAGUGAAAUGGAGAAUAAGACUGGAACAGAAAGAGAUAAGCAGGUUAAAAUAUUGGUGCCAAAUAGUACAGCUGGUAUGAUUAUAGGAAAGGGUGGCAACUAUAUCAAACAAGUGAAAGAAGAAAGUGGCUCAUAUGUACAAAUAUCUCAAAAAGCAAAGGAUCAGAGCCUUCAGGAGAGGUGCAUUACUGUGAUAGGUGAGAUGGAGAACAACAAGAAGGCUUGUAUGCUGAUUCUAGUCAAGGUGAUGGAGGAUCCACAGAGUGGCAGUUGUCCUAAUGUUAGCUAUGCCGACAUCUCUGGACCUGUAGCCAACUACAACCCGACAGGCUCACCCUUUGCCCAUCCUACCACCCAGACCAACACCUUCGCUAACACUGCUAACAUCAACUCUUCUGUUGCUGUGAGCCAGUUGGGGAGUCUAAUGCUUAAUGGAGGCCUAGGAAUCGGAGGUGCUCCUGGUCUGAACUUGAGUCUCAAUCUCAACUCUCCCAUUGUUGGAGCCAACCAGUCCCUCACCUCUCAGCUGCUUGAUCAAAUCAAGCUCAUGUUGCGCUCUAGUGGCUGUUCUGAACAUGUCACUGCAGAGAUAUCCACUGCUAUGGCCACUCUUGCCAAAUACGGUAUCCUGGGUAUGGGGCUUGGCAUAGGAGCUGGAGGCCUAGGAACUGGCAGUUACCUAGGUGUUAGUCCGAUGGACGCCACCCCUGCAACAGCUAAUGGUGGUGCAGGUGUAUUUGGCCCCAUAGGAACCACUACACCCGCCCGUCCGUCGCUGGACCUGGCCUUCGACCCGUUCCGCCAUCCCACCCCCGCCUCUCCUCCCGGAUCUUCUGCCCUAAACAACAACUCAUUUGGGCUUGGAGCCGUGAAAUCAGAUGGAGACGGGAAAGAUACAAAGAAAGUCGACAUGGAAAUAGCUGAAGUGAUAGUAGGUGCCAUUCUCGGCCCCGGCGGCAGGUCACUAGUUGAAAUUCAAGCUAUGAGUGGUGCAAGCAUCCAGAUAUCAAAAAAAGGAACUUUUGCUCCAGGAACCAGAAACAGAGUUGUCACGAUAUCCGGAUCGCCUGCAGCGAUCGCCGCUGCUCAGAUUCUUAUUGAGCAGCGAAUCAGCGAAGAGGAAGUAAAAAGAAACCGUCAAAAUCCCUUGGGGCUGCUUCAGUAGUCUAGUCACGAUUAGAAACAUAUUUUGUUUGUUAAGUUUUAACACACUCUGAAAGUAUUUGUUUAACUAUGUUAACAGUAGGCUCAAUUAUUAUGAGUAUUCGACUAAAUGUUUCUCGGGCAAUCAAGCAAUUUAAUAUUUUGCUGAGAGGUGGUUUUAAGGUGUAACUGAUCUCACUCAUUACACAUCACGUCACAUGUUAGAAUACAUCACUGAGAGAGAUGUAGUAAAUUAGCUUGUUAUCAAUAUCAUUUUGUUAACCAUAACCAUACCAUCUUAGGAGUGGAUUUUGCACAUUUAAUAUUUUAUCUUAUUUUAUUUAGUAAGUGUUACCAAACAAAUGUUAUUCCAUAAUUUGAUAGUUUAUGAUAAUGUUAACUAUUUUCAUAUUAUUUUUAUAACCAAUAAAAUUUUAAUGUGGUAUUAAUUUUUUACUGUUAUUUGUGAGAAGUACUUGUUGAUAACUUAGGAUAUAAAAUAUCCUAGUGAAAUUACCAUUUGAAACAAAGACUAAAUAUAUAUAAACAUAUAUAUUAUUUUAUUAAGUUUGCUUUUACCUCAAACUGAUUUUCUUUUUUGUUGUACACGCUUCCAUCAAUCUUAACAGUAAAACAUUUGUUUUAGAAAUUGGACACUAGCUGCUUCAGUAGAAGAGGUACAUGAUUCUAGUUAUGAUUAAGUGUACAAUUGUAUAUAUAUUUUACUUGACAGUUUUAACCCCAUAUUUUAAUUUCCAGUUUUAAGGUAACAGUAAAAAUAAAUGUGUACUUUGAAUAUACCCCUGCCCAAAAUUUUAAUAUUUUAUGUGUAAUAAAUGUUUAAGUUAUACAUAGCUGUAAAAAAAUCAUAGUCUUACAUUUAAGUGUUAACCCUAGUUUAUUAUGUAAAAGAGUGGACUGUAGAUCUUAAACAUUACAAAUAAACUUCACCCCCAUAUACAUGAGCACGAAGAGCCAUUAGACAUAAUUCCAACCCCACCAGUUUCAAUCGAUUUGUAGGCUGUAUAAUCAAAAUAUGUUUAGGGACUUUGCAUGGAUACAAUGUUAAAUGUUUGGAUGUGUAGAAUAGAUGGGUGUUGUUCCUAGUACCUGCUCCAGCUCAUUAUGAGUCAGAUAUGUCAUUCAAAUUUACAUUACAUUCAUUUAUUUCAUCUUUCACCAUUUCACUGGUUUGAACUGAUGUUUAUACAAUAUGAAAACAAAAACAUCCACAUCUAUUUAACAAUUUGUGUUCUGUUAUCUUACUUGAAAUAGAUUUGUUUAAUGUUGCAGAAGGUGACAGAGAUCCAGCUAAGAAUGAAAGAACUUUUAUUUUUAAUUGUAACAAUUACAUAAGUUUUUUUAACGAGUUGUUCUUUAUAUUUUAAUGUUAUUUAAAUUUUUAGCUGGAAGUGCAUAACUAUCACAGGGAAUGCAUCUCCAAUAUGUCUUUUCCUUCAGUUAAUUACAAUCACAGUCUACAGAGAAACAAGUGUGGUUCAGAUACCUAUUAUCUUUCAUAUCAAUAAGCACCAGCAUAUUUAAUUGCAUUUUAUUGCAUUUUUUUUAAAUGGAAUGAAUGAUAAUUAAUUGUUAAACUAACUGUUAAAUAUAUGUGGAUUGAUUGGAAGGUAAGAGUGAGAGUGGAUCCCAGCAAAGUGCCUUACAUCGUAUCAGCUGGCCUGGUGCGUUCAUUUGGCCAUCAAUCAUGCAUCUGCAUUCAGUGUUCCGACCCAACUCGCUCAACAUAAUACUGUUGGUUUGGAUCACAUAAACUGAAAUACAUCCCAUAAUUAUAAGUAAUAAAUGGUUACAAAUUAAUGUUUACAACAGUUUUAGCCAUAGAAAAUGUAAACGUAUGCUGGUUACUUUCUGACGUGAUUAAAUGAAAUAUAAACCAGUUCAACACAUGAAAUGAUGAAAUAUUUCAAUUGAUAAAUUAAUUUUCUUUUGUCUUAUAAUGGAAUUGUUUGGUAUGGUUUUUAGUGAUAGGACUUUUGGUGUUUUAAUUUUGGGAUUAUUUAUCAGCAUCGGCCAUUAAUUUGUACCUUGAUAUAAUGGAUUUGUGGUUGUUACUUGUUAAUGAUAAGGCAAUGAAAGUAAGAUUAAUCCUGAAUUAACUAUUCUGUGUCAUUAAAAUGAUCUGAUCUUGAAUUUGAGAACUGAUUUCUUUUCAUGUUAAGAGAUCUGUCAAAGAACAUAUAAAAUAGUAUUGUGACUCCUUGGAACUUGUUAUUUGUUGUGUAAGUUAUCUGAAAUUAUAGUAUCCCCCUCUUAACUUGUAUUAUUCUGUGAUACAAUUAGGCCUAUCCAGUUGGGUUGCUUCUAGUUUAGUUACCGCACAGUUGUUGGCCUAGUUGUUUUUUAUUAUAUAUACAUAAAUAUAUAUAGUUGUUGAUGUUGUUGUUCCUAUUAAAGUUGUAGUUAGUCAAUCUCAUUCAUCAGCCAUAUGUGAUAUUGUUGUGUCUCUUCAAUAUUAUUGUUAAAGGUUACCAAUGUCAAAAAGAAAUUGUUGUGCUAUUAACAAUAUAUAACUAUUUUUGUCAUAAUGAUAAUUUAUAGGAUUAACGACAAUAGUUCAUUAUCUUACUGGCUGUUGUUAUUGUAUAUUACAACAUAGUUUACAAUUCUGCAUGCGUUGUUGUUAUUGGUGUUGUUCCGAUACAUUCGAAUUGCAGUUCAUUUCACGAGGCUAUCCGAAAGGCAUUGUUUUACAGUUGUGUUUGGUUUUCACGCCAAUGGUUUAUUUUAGGAUUUUGUAUUUUUUAUAAUAUUGUUUGAUUUAGACUCUAAAAUAAGAGUUUGAUCCUUAACAAUUUGAAAAGAAUAAUAUACUCUAUCCAUGAUCCUACUCAUGAAUCACAGUCAUACAAUUGAAGUUUCUAACUAGUACAUUACCGUACUUUACUAAGUUAUAAAAUGGCAACCCUUUCAAAAUAUUGUAUAAACACUGUGCAUCAUGGUAGGUGUUUGUAAAUUUAACUAAACAAUUGCCACAGUCAAUUAACAAACCAAAUAUUUCAAUUCAUAUUUUAAUUUUCAUGUUUACUAAUUUUUAAAACUUACAUUCCAUUACCUCCAAAAUUAAGAAAUAAAUUCUUUUAAAUGUCUCUAAGAAAGUUUACUAGUGUCCCAAGCCGCAUGAUCGUUAACAUUUAGUAUGUUAAUAAUUUCUUGCUGACCUAUUAGGGAUCCCACGUUUUAAAAGACGGUGUUGAUAUUGUAUUUUAUUUAAAAAUUAAUGUUUUACAUGUUUUUGGUUGCUGAUAGUGGCAUCAAUCACUUAACUUGAUGCACAUUUUUCUAGACACUGUUCACUAUCCCUCAACUCAUCCCUUCAGUAUUGAUGAGUUUCCGUGAGUUCAUAUAUUGCUUAAACCAUGUGAAACUUUCCCUUUAAAAAAACCCAGAGUCCCUCUGAUUUCAAGCUGUUUAAAUACAGUAAAGUUUGGUUCCCAAUUAAUAACUGGAGCCAUCAAAUAAAAAAUUAGUUCCUCCACACCACAAACAUAAUCUAAUUUUAAUUUACAAUCUAGUUAAAAUUCACGACAAAUUAUCUAGCAUAUCUUUAGUCAAAAUCAGUUACCAUAAACUUGUUCUCAGCUCUAAACAAAUUUGUCUCCUAUUUUAAACCAUGCUUAUGAAAACCGUACUCAGAUUUCACUUGCAUAAUUUUUAAAAUUUGUAAAACUGUGUUGAAAUAUUCUCAAAUAAAUGCAUACAAAAAGGAAUAAAUAACUGUAGCUCAUUCAUUUUUUAUCAACUUCAGAUUGAUAAUACACAAAUGAUAAAACAAGCAAAUGAUAUGUACUGCAUUAUAACUAAGAAUUAUUUUAACCAUACAAAUUAUUUUUUAGAUUUAUUCUCUCAUGCUUGUUUUUCAACUAAUGAAAAGUAUUUUGUUGUAUUUUAUACAAUUUAAAGGCUUGUGUCUAAAUCAUAGUGAUUUUUGAAGUUUUUAAUGUCAAAAAAGUAAGCUCAAUAAUAUAGACUUAACAAUGGUUAUUAAUUAAUAUUUUAAAUAAUUAAGUUAUUUACAAAUAUCUAUUUUCUGUUAUAAUUUCUUAGUGUAAAGUUUGAGUACAGUGGGACCUCAAUAUGUUCUUAUGCAUAGAAGAAAGCCUUUCUAUUUUUUAAAUUGUGAUUUAUUUCCUUCUUUCGCUUAAAUGCCUUAGAAUCCCUCCGCUGUCAGGGUGUCUACCAGGCAGGGAAGUCGCUGAAAAAUUGGGUUCAUAACUAAAAUAAAGUUCCCCAGACCUGUCUUUUGUUUUGCACCUUGCUACAGGCAAUGAUGAAAUUCAUAAUGCAGAAAGAUUGAGCAAACAAAUUUUAGGAGCAGGCAAAAAUGCUCAUAUCGUUAUGGCCAACUAUCUCAUGUUCAAGUCCCUCAGUCAAUGAUUAUUGUCUUGCCUGUAUCAAAGAUAGCGUGUUUCAACACCCCCUCCCCUCAUUAAGUCACUAAAAUUUAGUUUGAUCAACUGAUAGACACCCUGACUCUGCAUUUUGUUUUUCUUAACUGGCAUCAAGAAGUUAAAUUAAUGUGUGGAAGGUUAACUGACAACCAGACAAGAAAUCUGAAUUGUAAUAAAUAAUGUGAAAUUGAAAUGAAGUUUUGUAUCAGGUGCAUUAUAAUAUUGGUUUAAAUCCCCCAUUAUCAAUACUGUAUCUAGAAAUCGACUUUCCCUUUUAUUCUCGGUUCUGACAAGGUCCUACUGUAUGAUAAGAUUGUUAAUCUAAAACUACAUGAAUAGAUGUCGUGAUUGCCUAAUACAAUAUUAUUAAUAUGGCUCGAAGUUUUCAAUUUGUGGGUUAAUUCUAUAUUAGAGCUCAACUAGUAGUCUUCAGCUAAUAAAAAACGUUCACUAAAAUUUGUAUGUUGGUUUUUCUUUAAAAAAAGAUAAUUCUUUCUGUUUAUGGAUAGUUAAUGAGUUAAUACCUACACUUCAACCCAUUGAUGGAGAUAUUAAUUGUAUCAACGAUUUCCUUUUUCAUUCAAUGAGCACAAAAUGGUUUUAACUAACAAAACAAAUUGGAACACUUUGUUAUUUAUUAAGGAUCUUGGAAUCAAUGUUAUUCCAAUUAUGUAAAUAAGAAACGUAAUGUAUCUUGAUAGAGUAACAAAUGUUUAGUGACAAAAUAUAUUCAUAUUUAUAUUGGAUUUACCAUUUAACAAGGGCAUAGUCAAUUAAUACAAACCAUUUUAGAAAUAACUGUUGAUAUAAAUGUACUUAAUCAUGACCCAUUCCUGCAUGGGGCUGUCUCAGUUAGACUCCAGUUACGCAGAUUAUAAAUAUCACUCAUUCUUGUCAUGAUGGUUGUUAAAUAAAAAUUCAUAAGUAUGA